This is a messenger RNA of Desarmillaria tabescens, 1758 nucleotides long. Its product is annotated as cytochrome P450 monooxygenase pc-3. Gene Ontology annotation, molecular function: oxidoreductase activity, acting on paired donors, with incorporation or reduction of molecular oxygen; heme binding; monooxygenase activity. NCBI's taxonomy places the organism in Eukaryota, Fungi, Basidiomycota, Agaricomycetes, Agaricales, Physalacriaceae. The record is from RefSeq and is a predicted model, not a curated record. The coding region runs from base 1 to 1758 and encodes 585 amino acids. The transcript has 17 exons.
AUGGUCAUGACGUACUCUCCAGGACUUGGCUAUCUAUGCAGGGCGAGUCUCUCUAUUAUAAUCUUUCCUUGCGCCGCUUUCUGGGCCCUUCAAAGUGUGCUCAUCAAGUUCAGUUUCAACAUUCCUGUUUGGGUUGUCUUGGUCGUCCCGUUGGCCUUGCAGUUUGCCAUUCACCUCCUUGGCGCUUUGACCACGAACUUUACUGUUGGUAAGGAAGCCACUUCACGGGGCGCUCUCAGAUUGCCCCGCGUUCAAGAGAGCAGUAUCGCUAUCUUGCAGCGGGUUGUGCAUAGUUUCAAGAAUGGAUAUCCGAGUGAAGUGUUCCACGAGUGGAGCCAAAAAUAUGGCAAUACCUUUUCAUUUGGCGCUUUCUCAGACAGACAGGUCUUUACAAGCGAGCCAGAUCAUCUAAAGGCAUUCUUGGCGACGCAGUUUCAAGAUUUCGAAAAAGGUCCUUUCGUUAUCAACGCUGCCAAAUCCUUUGUAGGGACCGGCGUUUUCAACUCGGACGGCGCCAUACUCCAUCGAACAAUGACAAGACCAUUCUUCAACAAAGACCGAAUUUCUGACUUCGACAACUUCGAGAGACAUGCCAGUAGUACGAUCACCCAGAUCAAAGCGAGGUUGAGGGAGGGUCAUACUGUCGACUUUCAGGACGUCGUUGCCCGCUUUACGUUGGACUCUGCUACAGAGUUCUUGUUCGGAAAAGAUGUCGAGUCGAUAUCUUCUGGCCUUCCCUACCCAACUGGAUCCCCACUGGCAGGAGAUCUCCAUUUCGUUAAUCACCCGUCGAAUGUUUUUGUAACGGCGAUUGCGAGGGCGAGUGAACAUAGUAUGACUCGACUGCGGAGGGGUCCUUUCUGGCCUCUUUACGAGCUCUUGUCGGAUAAGGUAAAACCGCACCGGCGAGUAAUGGAUAAUUUUGUCCAGCCAAUGAUCACCGAAGCACUUGACCGAAAAGCCAAAGGCAUCAAAUUUGCGGGUUCGGAGAAGACUCUUGAGAACAUGUCCUUGCUGGAUCGUCUUGUAGAGGACAUCGAUGAUCCUAAAGUUGUUCAAGAUGAGCUUAUCAACGUAUUGGUGGCUAGUAGAGACACGACUUCUUCUCUACUGACCUCAGUGGUAUAUAUGUUAUGUGAACAUCCGGAUAUGGCGAAUCGCCUACGAUCGGAGAUCCUCGAGAAGGUGGGCACCAGGAGACCUACAUAUGAGGACGUUCGUGACAUGAAAUAUCUACGAGCAUUUUUGAAUGAAACGUUGCGGCUGUACACACCUGUCCCAGAAAAUUCUCGGACAUCGAAAGUGGCGACUACUAUUCCAAAUAAAGGCCGCGCACCGUAUUAUGUUCCAAAAGACACUACGAUGUUGUAUUCUUUCUUUCUGAUGCAUCGGCGGACGGAUUUGUGGGGACCAGACGCGCUUGAAUUCGAUCCUGAUCGGUUCCUCGAUAGUCGUGUCCACAAAUAUCUCACCCCAAACCCAUACAUCUUCCUCCCCUUCAACGCGGGCCCUCGAAUUUGCCUCGGUCAACAGUUCGCAUACAACGAAGCUUCGUACUACCUCAUUCGACUUUUGCAGAACUUCUCUUCGUUCAACCUCGCCUUGGAUGUACAACCUCCGGAGGGUAUUCCCCCGAAAAGCUGGACGCACGCUCCGGGGACGACCAAGGGCAGAGAGAAGAUCAUGUUUGGGGUACAUAUUACGCUGUUUGUCAAGGGUGGAUUGUGGGUGAGGAUGAAAGAAGCGAAGGAUGGGUAA